CGCCCGGCGGCCCCGCGCAGUGCCCUCCGCGGGCCCGGCACUAGGCGGGCCGGAGGAUGAGCCAGCAGCCGGCGGGGAAGAUGUCGGCGGCUCCCCUGGCGGCCGAGGCGCCGGAGCCGGCGGCGGGGAUGCUCGAGGGCCGCCAGAGGAAGCUGGAGUCCAUGAUCCGCGACCCGCGCUCCCCGGUCAACGUGGAGAGCCUUCUGGACGGCUUGAAUUCUUUGGUCCUUGAUCUGGAUUAUCCAGCACUGAGGAAGAACAAGAACAUUGAUAAUUUCUUAAAUAGAUAUGAGAAGAUUGUGGAAAAAAUCCGAGCUUUACAAAUGAAAGCUGAAGACUAUGAUGUUGUGAAGGUGAUUGGAAGAGGGGCUUUUGGAGAAGUGCAGCUGGUUCGCCAUAAAAUGACACAGAAAGUUUAUGCAAUGAAGCUACUUAGUAAAUUUGAAAUGAUCAAGAGAUCAGAUUCAGCCUUUUUCUGGGAAGAAAGAGAUAUCAUGGCCUUCGCCAACAGUCCGUGGGUGGUUCAGCUAUUUUGUGCCUUUCAAGAUGACAAGUACUUGUACAUGGUAAUGGAAUACAUGCCAGGUGGAGAUCUUGUAAACCUUAUGAGCAAUUACGAUGUGCCUGAGAAAUGGGCCAAGUUCUACACAGCCGAAGUUGUUCUUGCUCUUGAUGCAAUUCACUCCAUGGGCUUGAUACACAGAGAUGUGAAGCCUGACAAUAUGCUUUUAGAUAAACAUGGGCAUCUGAAGCUGGCAGAUUUUGGCACCUGCAUGAAAAUGGAUGAAACAGGAAUGGUGCGCUGUGACACAGCCGUGGGAACCCCCGACUACAUAUCGCCUGAAGUUCUGAAGUCACAGGGGGGUGAUGGUUACUAUGGACGGGAAUGUGACUGGUGGUCUGUAGGGGUGUUCCUUUUUGAGAUGUUAGUUGGCGAUACUCCUUUUUAUGCAGACUCACUAGUAGGAACAUACAGUAAAAUUAUGGAUCAUAAGAACUCAUUACAUUUCCCAGAUGACGUGGAAAUCUCUAAGCAUGCGAAGAACCUUAUCUGUGCCUUUUUAACUGAUAGGGAUGUGCGACUUGGGAGAAAUGGGGUAGAAGAAAUAAAGCAUCACCCUUUCUUCAAAAGCGAUCAGUGGAACUGGGACAACAUUCGAGAGACUGCUGCUCCUGUUGUUCCUGAGCUCAGCAGUGAUAUAGAUAGCAGUAAUUUUGAUGACAUUGAGGACGACAAGGGAGACGUGGAAACCUUUCCAAUCCCCAAAGCCUUCGUGGGAAACCAGCUGCCUUUCAUAGGAUUUACCUACUAUAGAGACAAUUUGUUGCUAAGUGACUCCUCUCAGUCUUGCAGAGAAAAUGAAUCUGUGCAAUCUAGUAAAAAUGAGAAAAGGCUAUCCCAAAAAAUCUGCUGCAGUGGACAGUCUCUGGCUACAGAGAACAGCAAAGGGCCGUUUCAGAAAAAACUAAGCAAGCUAGAAGAACAGCUCAGUAAUGAAUUGCAAGCCAAAGAUGAACUAGAACAGAAGUACAGGUCUACAAGUACUCGUUUAGAGAAGAUACUGAAAGAGCUCGAUGAAGAGAUAACUUCAAGGAAGAAUGUAGAGUCUGCAGUCAGGCAGUUAGAGAGAGAGAAGGCUCUUCUUCAGCAUAAGAAUACAGAAUACCAGAGAAAAGCAGAACAUGAAGCAGAUAAGAAACGCAAUUUGGAAAAUGAGGUUAACAGUUUGAAAGACCAGCUUGAAGAUUUAAAAAAGAGGAAUCAGAACUCUCAAAUAUCUAAUGAGAAAAUCAAUCAACUACAAAGACAGUUGGAUGAAGCCAAUUCUUUGCUGCGGUCAGAGUCUGAUACUGCAGCCAGGUUAAGGAAGAACCAGACAGAAAGCACAAAGCAAAUCCAGCAGCUGGAAACUAAUAAUAGAGAACUACAAGAUAAGAACUGCCUGCUAGAGAAUGCGAAACUCAAACUGGAGAAGGAGUAUCUCAAUCUUCAGUCAGCUCUAGAAUCAGAAAGGAGAGAUCGAAGUCAUGGAUCAGAGAUUAUCAGUGAUUUACAAGGUCGAAUAUCUAGCCUUGAAGAAGAAGUGAAAAACGGAAAGAGUGCGUUAGCCAAACUGGAAAUGGAGAAAAGACAAUUGCAGGAAAAGCUCACAGAUUUAGAAAAGGAAAAGAGCAACAUGGAAAUAGAUAUGACAUAUAAAUUUAAAGUUAUGCAGCAGAACCUUGAACAAGAAGAAGCUGAACAUAAAGCCACAAAAGCACGAUUAGCAGACAAAAACAAGAUCUAUGAAUCUAUAGAGGAAGCAAAAUCUGAAGCCAUGAAAGAAAUGGAGAAGAAACUUUUGGAAGAGAGAGCUUUAAAGCAAAAAGUAGAAAAUCGGUUGUUGGAAGCUGAAAAGCAGCGCUCCAUGUUGGACUGUGAUCUCAAACAAUCACAACAGAAAAUCAAUGAGCUCCUUAUGCAAAAGGAUAUACUAAAUGAAGAUGUAAAAAACUUGACAUUAAAAAUAGAGCAAGAAACACAAAAGCGCUGUCUCACUCAAAAUGACCUCAAGAUGCAAACGCAGCAGGUCAACACCUUGAAAAUGUCAGAGAAGCAGUUAAAACAGGAGAAUAACCAUCUUCAGGAAAUCAAAUUAAGUCUGGAAAAACAAAACAAUGAACUCCGCAAGGAACGUCAAGAUGCAGAUGGACAAAUGAAAGAGCUUCAAGACCAACUCGAAGCUGAACAGUAUUUCUCGACUUUGUAUAAGACACAAGUUCGAGAACUUAAAGAAGAAUGUGAGGAAAAGACCAAAAUUUGUAAAGAAAUGCAGCAAAAGAUACAAGAGUUACAGGAUGAGAGAGAUUCCUUGGCUGCUCAGCUAGAGAUUACUUUAACAAAAGCAGAUUCAGAACAACUUGCCCGUUCCAUUGCUGAAGAGCAGUACUCUGAUUUGGAAAAAGAGAAGAUUAUGAAAGAGCUGGAGAUUAAAGAGAUGAUGGCAAGGCAUAAACAGGAACUUACUGAGAAAGAUGCCACCAUAGCCUCGUUGGAGGAAGCAAAUAGGACACUAACCAGUGAUGUGGCUAAUCUUGCUAAUGAGAAAGAAGAACUAAACAAUAAACUGAAGGAAGUACAAGAACAAAUUACAAAACUAAAAGAAGAAGAAGCAAAUAUAGGAAAUAUUAAAGCACAAUUUGAGAAACAGUUGUUGACUGAAAGAACAUUAAAAACCCAGGCUGUGAAUAAAUUGGCUGAGAUCAUGAAUCGGAAGGGUCCAGUCAAACGUGGAUCUGACACUGAUGUACGGCGGAAGGAAAAGGAAAAUAGGAAGCUGCAUAUGGAACUGAAAUCUGAACGAGAAAAGUUAACCCAAAUGAUGAUCAAAUAUCAGAAAGAAAUAAAUGAAAUGCAGGCACAAAUUGCAGAAGAGAGUCAGAUCCGGAUUGAACUGCAGAUGACUCUGGACAGCAAGGACAGUGACAUUGAACAGCUUCGUUCCCAGCUGCAGUCCCUGCACAUCGGGCUGGACAACAGCAGCAUUGGCAGUGGGCCUGGAGAUGCUGAGGCAGAUGAUGGAUUCCCUGAAUCAAGAUUGGAAGGCUGGCUAUCACUGCCUGUUAGAAAUAACACUAAAAAAUUUGGAUGGGUUAAAAAGUAUGUAAUUGUAAGCAGUAAGAAGAUCCUGUUCUAUGACAGCGAACAAGAUAAAGAACAAUCUAAUCCCUAUAUGGUAUUGGAUAUAGACAAACUCUUCCAUGUCCGACCAGUCACUCAGACUGAUGUGUACAGAGCAGAUUCCAAGGAGAUUCCAAGGAUAUUCCAGAUUCUAUAUGCUAAUGAAGGAGAGAGCAAAAAGGAACAGGAAUUUCCUGUGGAGCCCAUGGGAGAGAAGUCAAAUUACAUUUGUCACAAAGGACAUGAGUUUAUACCUACUCUUUACCACUUUCCAACCAAUUGUGAAGCUUGUAUGAAGCCACUGUGGCAUAUGUUUAAACCUCCUCCUGCUCUGGAAUGUCGCCGCUGCCACAUCAAAUGUCACAAAGAUCACAUGGAUAAAAAAGAAGAGAUUAUAGCGCCUUGCAAAGUGUACUAUGAUAUUUCUACGGCAAAGAAUCUACUACUGUUAGCUAAUUCCACGGAAGAACAGCAAAAAUGGGUGAGCCGACUGGUGAAAAAAAUACCCAAGAAGCCUCCAGCACCAGACCCCUUUGCUCGAUCUUCUCCCAGAACUUCCAUGAAGGUACAGCCAAACCAGUCCAUCAGACGACCAAGUCGACAGCUUCCUCCAAACAAACCAAGAUUACUUGAUCUGGCAUUUAAGGACUGGGAUUGGUCAUUUGAUGAUGUUGAUGAUAUUGAUGGUGAUGAUGAUGACGAUGUUUUUGAUUUCUGAAGAAGUAUAAGGGCUAACUGCUUUCCGUGAAUGCAGACACGGUUCAAGGUGAUAAUUUUCUUCCCAUUACAGCAAGACUGAAACAUAUCCCAAAAUAUAUUAAAAAUAUAUAUUUUCUGAGAGAUUGUGCUAUAUAUAUCAGAGGUUUACAUUUUUGCUGCAAUAUAAAUUACUAAUCUCUGAGGGUUUUCCUGUAUUCUCCCAAGUGACUGAUCAAUUGAGGAAUGGUUGGCAAAUAGUAAAAGGAUAUGUUAGGUAACCUUUUAAACUCUGUUCCACAAAAGCUUUCUUGGCAAGACACAUACACUACAUUUCAUUAAAGGAUCGAGAGGAAUGAAUAUUAAAAUGGAAGAAACUGACUUCUCAGCUUUUGUAAAGAUGCCACCAGCACGUCUGCAAGUAGAACCGGAGGAAGAUCCACCAUAGUGAUAUAGACUGCAUCUGUAAGAAGUGACCAUUAUACUGUGUAUAUAUAUUGUACUGUAAUACUGCAAGAGGGUUUUAAAAAUCUUUCCACUUUAUUUUUUUAUGCUUAUUAAUCAGAUACCGUUACUUAUUGCAGUUGCAACUAUGCACUUGUAUAAAGCCAUACUGUUGAAGUUUAUAUCAUUCAUACACGUCUAUCAGAAGCUGCAUGUCAGUGUUCAGCAGCUAGUAUAGGUUUGAAGUAUAUACUAAUUUCAGCUAUACGUCAUCAUGGGCAGUCCUGUUUUACCUGUCUAAUUGCCUUAAUUUAAACUUUUUUCAAUUUUUUUUUGCCCAUUCUUUCUAUUUAAGGAAAAAGAAAGUUUACCGGCUCUUAGAAUGCAAUUUUGCUUUGUGGCAGAAAAAAUAGUGCACUAUUUUUACACCUAGUUAAGUAUAUCAAUGUCAGCCUAUUUUGAAUGUAUAUCGACUGGUUUUAAGGGUGGAGAAGUGUUGGUUACAGAAACAAUGUCGGAGAGCAUUGGAAUUACCAGACCAUUUGCUUGUACAUGUAACUGCUCAUCCAGCCCUUUUUACGAACCUCAAUACUAGUUAUUGACUUAUAUUAACCCUCAUUAAGUGCUAUGAAACUUCAUUUUGCCUUGUUUUUGCAUACUCUCCUAGAUGUGCUUUUUUUUUAUUUCUGGAAAGAAAAAGAAUCUGUGACUAUUUUUACAUUUCACAACACAAUAUCCAAGGACUGUCACAAACUUUAAGAAAAGUAAAACAUACUGUAGAUGUAUUUUAAAGUUUUAAUCUGGUUCUCUAGCACAUAGCUGUAGGCAUAGAUAAAUAUUUCAGUAGUGUGUUUUGAGAACUGAUAGCUGGGAAGAAAGGGCCUCAGAGGCACUUAAUCUGACUUCUUUUUUUUUAACUUGGAGUUGUACAAAAAAUAUAAUUUAUGUGGGCUCAUUCAUGAUGUGUUCAUAAUUAUCCCAGGAAAUGCAUGUUUUAUACAACUACAGUAUGCGAUGUUAAACAUAUUGACAGUAAAAAAUAUAGUCUCCUAUUUGGUCUCUUUAUAUAUAUAUAAAUAUAUAUAUAUUUAAAAUAUAUAUAUAUAUAAAAUAUUGUGUGGGAGUGCAGUAAUUUAAAAUAUGAUCUAACACUUCAAUGAAGGAGGACAUUUCACUUUAAAAUUUUGUUUGUUUUUGUUUUUUAAAGAGUGUUGAAAUGUUUGGAAGGAUAGGACCAUGGUUUAUUUAACACUAUCAUGAAAAGUGAACUUGGAAACACUGAAAUACUGAAAAUUAAAAAAUAUAUUUACAUUUUGUAACCUCUACUACAGUUCAGCUUAACAGAGCCAGAAUGUAUUCAGUCUUCUAUUUAUGCACUCACAAAGUAAAAUGUUGUUUGUGAGUUCUUAAAAUCGAAGCUAAAACUUUCAUAUCAUUUUUUAUUAGGUAUUCUAACCCAGCGCACAGCUACAGUGUUUUUUCCCUGCUUGUUUUGAUUUACAGAAGUACGGUAUAUUUUUAGGUAAUGCAGAUAUGCAUAGAGAACAACAUUAAAAAUGUAUACAGUAAAACUGUUUCCAUUCACUGAAUGCAUAAAUAUUUUAUAUAUAUAUAUAAAAAAAUGUUACAUUGUGGGAAGUUCUAUCCUUUUCUGAAUUGGAGAAUAUUAUAUAUAUAUUUUUAAAUAAACUAUUUGAGUAAGGUAAAAUAGUUCCUGAACUUGAGAAGCUGGUAAUUAAUUGAAUUUAAUUAUAGAGGCAACUACUGCGGCAGACAUGGGAAAGGCAAGGACAAAGCCUGUGUGAGGAGGGAGCACAGACUCCAGGGGAGCUGUUUGGCAGUUCCUCUGCUGCUGGGGCUGGAUCCAUUGCACUUUUCUCUCCCUGGCCUGCCCUCAUUUACUGUUAAUCCCUGGGGCCCUGUUAAGCCUGACAUUUCAGGAAAUGUACUAUAUUAUAGUAUUUACUGGCCCCAGUUUAUACAUUCUGUGCAUUUAUACAUUACAGCAGGCUGUACUGAGAUGGUGUCGUAGAGCAAUACAGGCUGAGAGAGAGCACUGGAGGUCCUGUGCUCUGACCUCUUCCUCAGAGCAGGGCUAACUUAGCACCGGUUCCUCAAGGCCAGUGGUAUGAUGUGUAUGAACCUUGAUUUGUACACAGGACACAAAAGGCAAAGCUGCUCCUCUGUUCUUCUCACUUGUCCUGCUGUGAAAUGCAAAGAACUCUUAAAUGCCAAUUCCUGGAGAUUGUGUUGUUUCCUUAUUGUCCAGUGGUGACCUUUUAACAUUUUUGAGAGAAGGGUAUAUUCAUGAACUAAAGCAUAUUUGUCUUGAAAGCCACAGAUGUUUAAACACUUUCAUUUUGUAACAGGGUUGUCCCAGCAAAUGUCCUGUUGUCCCAGGACGUUUUUAUGGCCUGAAUGAUUUAUCUAUAGAAAAUUCUCUCACUGCAAGUCCUUUUGUUUCACAAGAGUAAACAAGUAGUAUAGCCAAGCUGCAGAUUAACCUUCUGGAAAAAUCAGGGAUCAAACUUGGAUCCAGAAGCUUCAGACACUUGUAGGGAAGUUGCUCUUUAGUUCCCAAUCCAGAAGCUCACCAGCAGAGAAGCUGGACAGGAAGACCCCGUUGGAGUUACUGUGUCAGUUGUCAGAAAGACCUUUCUGCAAGGAGAUUUCCACUUCUGUCGUAGUUGUGUGCUGCAAAUCCCUACUUCUAGUGGUUCCUGCCAAAGCGCAGCCCCUCCCAGCGCUGCCAGCAAUCCAGCACCACGUCUGCUUUUACUAGAGGAAAGCUGUGGUUCUUGUGCUUCUGAGCAUGGUUGAUGCUGUAACCAAAAUGUGACACAGACUCACAUACCACAUAGGACUUGGAAACAUGCAAGAGGCCCAUGGAUCUCGGCACUCAGUGACCGGGGCCGGAUUAAAAACAUCACUGAAAUUCCACUGCAAGUGUCCAGAUCUCUUACUACCUCUUGAUGGCACUGAACCUCCUACAUUUUGACAGGCAUUCAGUGGCUCUCUGAAGGCACCAAGGCCAGGAAAGCUGCCAGUGAAAUUGUAUGCUUUUUCUCUUUAGUUUCUCAGGCAAUGUCAAGUGAUCAUGAGAAAUUUGAGCAUUUGUGUUUGUAAUCUUAUAAUCUAUUAGUUUCCCAUCUAGCUUUGAGAGAAUCAUCCUUGGAAGAGGAUUUAUAUAUUUUGGUCUCAAGUGCCUUUACCCAUCCUAUGCUUGUGAGGUGAUAUUUAGGAUGCUGCUGUGAAAAGGGGGAAUGUAUAUGAAAACAAACUUCUUACCUGCAUUGCUCUUACAAACUCUUACUGUCUCCUAAUCCUGUUUCUGAGGCAGGUGAACAUAACAGUACAUGGUCUGCUUCAGUGAACUUGAGUAUUUCAGUCUCUUUCACAUUCCUGGAUAGUUUGCCUUAGCAUUGAUGUUAAAGUAAGAAUUAAUUUAUUUUAUCAUAGAAUCAGAGACUAUCUCAAGUUGGAAGGGACCCAUAAGGAUCAUGGAGUCCAACUUCCUGCUCUUCACAGGACAACCUAAAACUAAAUCAUAUGACUAACAGCAUCAUCCAGAGACUCCUUGAACUCUGACAGGCUUGCUGCCUUUUCAGUGCAUUACAGUUUUUAUGGACUGUCAUCUCUGCACAUAGUACACUUUAAAUUGAAAAAAUUAUUUGUUAUUUUUAAGAUUAGCUUCUGAACCACUUAGGGUUUUAUCAGCAUCCCAAGGAUCAUGCAGUUUUUCCUACUGCUUAGUAGUAUCCUUCAUAAGAGUGGGAAGGAGUCUUCUUUUGGAUCUCUGUAAAAGAUGUUGAUGGAGUGGUUCUGAAACUAGUUUGUGUUCUUGGUUGAAGUUGCCUGUCAAGUGGACAGGAAUAUACUCAGACAUUCUCAUCUGAGAAAUGAGAUGAGUCUAUUGAGAUAUAUGUGGCUGAAAAGAGCACCGUGGCUUAACACAUCGAGCCUAAUUGUCCCCAGAAACUACUGUAGUAAAUGGAAAAUCUCACACUAAAACCACAGCUCCAAGAAGUGAGGAUGCAGAGGAACUGUAAUUUAUUGGCACAGGGAUGCUGAUUACCAGGCCUUGUUAAUGAAGAUUGGCGUUUGGAGUCUUUGCUCCUUUGUAGGAAGGAAGCAUUGUUUUAUAAAGGUAAGAAAGACACGUUACUGCUUGCUAAUGGAAGGGUGAAGCCUUGGAUUUGACUGCAGCUGGUUUUGCUCCAAUAAUCUUAACAGAAGCUCCAGGAUAAAAGUGAUCUUUCAAAAGGAAAGUCACAGUGAAAGGUAGCAAAAUUUCAAAGUUAUAAAUGUACGUAGUUCCACAUACUUUAAAGAAAUCUGGAAACACAAUGUCGCCCUGAAAAGAAAGAGCAGAGAGAACAGUAAUUUCAUUUGUUGGAGGAGCUACAUAGAAAUGCUUUCACAGACAAGACAACCGCAUGUGAUGCUUUGGUCUAUUGCCCCAUUUUGAGGUCGAGGCCUUCGGUGUUUGUUCAGAUGUGAACCUGUUUGUAUGUAUACUCUUACACUGUGUACCAGUGGGCCUCGUAGGUCAUCUAGUCCUUGUCAUUUGUCAUUGCUCUUUGGGGUGUUUUUUGCCCAGGAUGCUAUUGCAGCACUGGGUAAGCAUGGCCACCCAAUAAGAAGUACAUCAGGCUUGUGAGAUCACUGCCAAUCCUCUUCCUUUGGGUCACCAACUGCUAAGACUUCAGGCACUGAAUUGCCUUGGAUAUGUGCUACUUUUUAUUAACAAGCGAACUGGUGGAAAUGUUUUUUGGAGGUAUCUGAGAUAUUAAAUAACUUUUUUGAGGCUGAAGGAGCCAGGAGUCCCACUGUCUGAGCCCUGUUUCGUAUCUGCUUGCCCUGGUGGUGUCUCUUGCCUCAGCUGUGUUCCACUUUCCAAUAGGCUCUCAAAGCAGACCUUGCACAUGGGUGCAGGUCUGGCUGCAGCUUCAGGACUUGCAUUUAUUUGCUGGAUCCCAUGGCCUCAUGUGUCUGCAUGAUGGCCAGCAUAUUACAAUCCUUAUGUCCUGGGAGCCAACAGAUUCAGUAGGAUCUGUGUAGCCAUUACCCCCCUCUGGAGUGAUGGAAGGGCUAGAUAAAUAUAACAAGGAGGCUCCCCUGCAUGCUUCAUAUCCUGUUCAGAGCUACAGCAAUGGGAGUUGUAUUACUGGAAGAUGGGCAAACAUGCAAGCUUAAAAAAAAACAACAAAGCUGAGAGAGGAAAGUAUCCUUGAGCUCAGAGUCCAUGAGGACUGAAAGUUGUGCCAACAGUGCAUAUCAUGGAAAAAAAAUUUAAAUCUCACAAGAUAAAUCACUCUCUUGAAAGUCAGACCAAUGGAAUCUGUAUUUAGUCAGUUGCUCAAAGGUGAAAGAAUUUCUUUACAGUAAUUGGGUACUUAAAAUAUGCUUUAUAUGAGCUCAAUUUGUGCUUCAUUAGUGUCAUGAUUUACAUGACAGAGAGGACGCUGAGGCAUAGGAUGUGUAUUCUUCCGUUUAUGAUUUUCAUAUAAUAUGAGUCAGGUCAGCAUCUUGGUAUUGCUGGCCAGAGCCUCCAAAUUCCAAAGCAGAAUUCCUGUACAUCGCAGAGCAGGCAUAUGCACCGAUGACUUGCAAUUACAAUAAGGUGGUAAGUAGAAUUGAUUUUCAGCAUGGAGCCACGUUGCUAUUCAGUUUAAAUCAGAAUUAUCAUUAGCUAACUUCUCUUGUCACAUUUUAGGCUGGUGCAGGUUCUGUUCUUUACAUCACUUUCCAGAAUACUUGACAGAUAAAACAAGAUGUCUGUCCACUUAACGUUCCCUCCCUGUGAGUUGGUGAUAGCACAUAAUGCACAGAAGUACUUGUUUAGGCUACUGACAAUUUAAGACAGUUAGGAGCUGAAAUAAUGAAACAAAACAGGGUGUUAACAAAAUUGUGACAGGUAUUUAAAUUGUCUUUCAGGUAUCCCCAAUUAAAUUUUAUCACAAGUAUCAUUUAAAAAGCCUCUUGUUUUACCCCUGGUCCAAAGCUGGGUUAUUUUUCAAGACAGAGAUGGUGUUUGCCCCAAACCACUUCCAGUGUAGAAUGGAAUAGCUGACAUCUUUAACUUGAAAAUAUCUGUAUGUCUAUCUUGCCAUCAGGUAGGAAAUACCUGAGGUCCAUCAGGACUCAGGUCUCUUGAGACUGCCAAGGUCUUGCAAUUGGAUCCAUCUCAAGUGAUGAGCUGUCACAUUCUUAGGUGAUGUUUACUGUGGUUCCCAGACACCUGUUUGACCUCAACAGCUAUCAUCUCCAAGAACUCUGAAGCAUCCUGGAGAACUCUGGCUCAAAAUCAAGCAUAUUAAAAUUCAGUACAAAUCAAGAACUUAAUAACAUCUUAUUUUAAGAUUUUUUUUCAGCUUUCUCACCUUCCAAACUGAGACAUCCUCAAAGCAUUAUUAUUGAUGAAGGCAACAUUUUAUGUUCUGCUUAAUACAUAAAUAUGAAUUCCAAGUAUCGAAGAAUUUGGUAGGGAGUGGAACAAACCAGCCUGAAGAGAAUUUGGAGGGGAGUAAUUAUUAUUUAUCAUCGGAGAAAAUACAUGGCUGGCAAACUACCUCAUUUGAGUUGAUCUCCACAUCUGUGUAGCUUUUCAUUUAUAAUAGUUCCUCCUGUGGGCUCUCUGGGGUUAAUUCCUCCCCCCCCCGCCUUACAUAUGUCCCUAAAUAGAUAACGAUUGUUUGGUGGAGGAUACCUCAUUUAAAGAAGUGAAUGAAGCCAUUCUGCAAGUUCUAAGCUGAUUGGGACUGUUCAGCUAAUUGUGAAUUACUUCCUCCAGAGAGUCAAAAUACACUAAAAUCCACCUUCGGAGCUACAGUGGUUGGGAGCAUUGCUGCCUUCCCGUCCCACUCCUUUCUCUCCUCUUUUAAUAGAUUAGAUUAGCAGAGUCAGGAUAGGGAGCAGAUACGUGCACAGCAUAAGCCAGUGAGAGAGGCUUGGGGGUCAGGCAGGGACAAGGACUCCUGAGCAGUCCAAGCAACAGCAUCCUUUGCUGGAUUAGAGUAGCACAAAGAAACACAUCUUCGUGCAGUUUUACUCUGCACAAAAUGCCCUGUGUUAGGAAGGCCCAGAGGGUGGGGGAGAGGAUGGUUUUGCACGUGUGUUUGAUGUUCCUGUUCACUGAGGACAGUUCAGAAAAAGUAAACAAUGUGCAUCUUACACUGUUCACAUCCUCACUUUCAGGCAUGCAGCCUGCUGUCUCUGGAGUCACAUCCUCAUUCCUUCCUCUGGAUAGUAAAUCUGGUAAAUGUUUUUCUCUCUCAUACAGUUAAAGUGAGCUUGUAGCUUACCUGCUGCCAAAUGCCCAGUCACAGUUCAUCAAAUCCACAGCUGGAGAUGUUUGGAGUUGUUCAGUGGACUGUACUGGAAUUCAGAGCUUGUCUUUUCACAGGCAAGGAAACAAACUUUUUGAAAGCCCUGACAGGGCCCAGGUUUUGUCAGCCAGGACAGGACAGGCUGUGUUACCUUGUGAGCGUGUUGUGAACUGGUGCAAUUAGACACGGAGUGUGUAAUUCCACACUCACACAGCAUCUGUGAAUGGAGCUUUAUUACUUCCAGUCCUGUGAAUAAAAGUGGCUUACUGGCUUACACCCACUGCAAUAAAUCCAAGCAGCUUUCCCUGCCUGCCUUUGACUCACUCCUGCAUUAGGCAGCAACCAAUUUGUGUCCACCCCGAUACUGAUGAAUGACAAGUUUAACAAGAUUUAUCCUCCUUGUGUAUCUUGUCUAAAGCUGCUGCCUUUAAUCCAGCCACUGAGAAGAUUAUGCUUUACAUACUGGAAAACACAGGGUCAGUGCUUUCGUGGGGCUUGUCCAGAACUGGAAUGUAUGUCUGCUUAUGAAAGUGAAGGAAAUUACUCUCUGGGAGGAAAAAAAAAGUGUGUAAAACUAUUAACUGCUACUGUCUGAUUUGUUCCGUAUCUCUUGCAACUUAAAUGAGAACUCAUGGUCCAGCUUUCCAAGUCCACAAAAUUACUUUACCUUAGCUCGUGAAUUACCCAGCUUUGUUUCUUUUCCUCAGUCUUUUUUUUCACACAGGCUUCUAAGGAGAUUUAUUCAAAAUAUGUUACGUAUCCUAUUAAGAACUUUCUUAAAUGCGUUUUCAGCAUUUUAUGAUGAAAAAAACCAAAUUAAGGUGCUGAUUCUCAAACCAAAAAUGCAGCAGCUUCACUUUGCUGCAGCAUCACUCAGGAGUAUGAAACAUGUCAAUAACAGAGGGGGUUUGAACUCCAUCCAAAUCUUUCUCUAUCAAGAAGAGGCUUUAAUUUAAAAAAAAAUUAAGUGUGUUUCUUUUUUUCAUUUUAAGAUGCUGGAGCUCUUUAGCAUUUGACAGGUUAAUAUUCAGUCUGAUGCUUCAAAUAAUUAGGGUAAAAGCUGCCCAUUUAUGACCUGUAAUGAAUAUUUCAUUUUCUCUCCAUAUAUGAAAACAAUAAAAAAAUCAAAUGCAAUGAAAAUGAACUGUAAGAAUGACAUUAUCAAUCUUGAAGAAUAGCAUUUAUUAAUAUCACCUGAAAAAUGUACCACAUGCCACCUGCCACCAUUUAGACCACUUCAGAUACUUUAUACAGCUUUAGUAAAAUCAGUAACAGAAUGUUUACAGUUAAUCUCUCAACCAACAUAGAAAGAUUUAAAUAUUUUAUUAUAGCAGUAAAAAUGCUCAUCUUUGACUUGCCCUCAAUAAUGUGAGAUACCUGAAAUCUAGAUCCACAGACACACCUCUUCCCACCCCUUCCCAUUCUAAAAACAAAGUAGCUGUUUCUGAUGGUGAAAGUCCCAGUCUGAUUGCUGAAUGUUCACUGGUGGAAACAUCUGCUUUUGCACGUCCUGCUCCUCCCCAAGAGUCCCACAAUGUAGCACGUUGCAAAGAAAACCUGCCUCAAAUGUAGUCAAUGCAAUCUUCCCAUAGUUUUUAGGAGUGUUGGGAUCAAGGGUGCCUUGGUUUGUACAUGCCAAUGAACAGAAAACCGUAAGAAGUCUUUUGAAAUUAUGUAUCUUUUCGAGAAUGUAAUGAGAAAUGAAGGCAAGAUAUGUGAUUACUAAUGUAACUUUUGGUUUAGAAGGCAUUACUUCCAAAGGCAAAAUCCCAUUAAUAGUUCUCAAGAACACCCUUUUGCCCCUUUUUACUCUAAGUACUGCAAAUUGAUUAGAAUCUCUGAAGUAAAAAUUUAAGUGAAGUCUAUGUUCUUCAGUACACUUUAGCACAGACAGGCCAAAAACUAAUGAACCACAGAGCAGUAUCACCAAAAACUGACCAACCAUGGGAGAUGAGUCUGCUGAGAUGCAUCAAGGUGCACAUGUAGCCAGGUCACUGUCAGUAUGGAUUGUGUUUGGGGAUUCUGGAUAUCGGUUCAGGAACUUCUGCUGGAACACCAUUUUUAACUGUUGGUCAGUUUCAUUAAUUCCCAUACAUUCUAGUCUCUGAUGUUCCCAAAACAGUAUGUUCAGUGAAUGAGAGCUCAGGUUGGAAAAGAAGAAUUUAUAGUUGAGUUUCUGCUCUUAUCCAAUAAAAACUGAGUAUACUGAAGAAAGUGACCAAGGGUAUCCUGUAUCAGCUGUGUAAAUUGUACUAUUUAAGUGUUGCAUGUAAGUGUUACAAUCCCAACUGGAUUUGUGACUUAGUAAAAGACAUUUAGAACCUUAUUUUGGAUUGGGCCUUGACUCAGAUUUUCUUCAUCCUAAAAUACAGAUAGUUAAUGUCGAACUAACUGAGUUGCUUGCAAGACAAACAUCUGUUGUGGUUUUUCAGUCUUGCAGCAGAAAGACAAGUCGGUAUGUUGGUACAAAAUAGAUCAUGUAUAACUGAAGAAAACUGCUUAUAUAUAACCAGAAAGUACUGAAGUUAUAUAAGAAUAUAUAAACAUCUAAUUACAAAAUACGUUGUAGUAAAAAAAUCCAGAGAAAAUGUGAUAUUAGUGAAACUUGUCUGAAAUGACCAAUAAAAAUAUGCUGCUU
Neopelma chrysocephalum (saffron-crested tyrant-manakin) is the source of this 14767-nucleotide messenger RNA. It is a transcript of the gene ROCK2, whose product is annotated as Rho associated coiled-coil containing protein kinase 2. Gene Ontology annotation, biological process: smooth muscle contraction; peptidyl-threonine phosphorylation; embryonic morphogenesis. Lineage: Eukaryota; Metazoa; Chordata; Aves; Passeriformes; Pipridae. Bases 57 to 4379 code for a protein of 1440 amino acids. The record is from RefSeq and is a predicted model, not a curated record. Gene Ontology annotation, cellular component: cytoplasm; centrosome; cytoskeleton. The transcript is spliced from 34 exons. Gene Ontology annotation, molecular function: ATP binding; small GTPase binding; Rho-dependent protein serine/threonine kinase activity.